AUGACCGAGCAUCAUGACCGUUCAUCCACUUCAUAUUCUUCGCUCACAUCCGGUAUUAUAGACACAACUAAAGAACAUGCUGCGUCGGAGGAAAGGGCUCGGAAACGCUCUUUAGCUAAAGUGUUGUUCGGGGCCUCGGCUGUGUUCUUUGUCACUGGCAUCGCUGGUGCUCUAGUGUAUGCGCGCAGAGCGCAAGUGCGAAUGCUGGAAGAGGACCAGCGAUCAAAGUCUGAAACCUCGACAGUGGAAGAGCCCCCCAGCCCUACCGAGACGCGUGUGCUAUUACAAGGGACGAACGCGACCGGCCCUCAGCCUCUUGUACUUCCAUCUCGUAUCUCUACUUCCUCUACUGGCGCACCAAGGCUAUCCCUUCCACGCCGCCCACCAAAGACCGCUCCAGCGAACCCCCUUGCAAUCUCACCCAUUGGCGCUCUCGGGGCGUUUGGCCUUGCGACCCUAACCGUUGUGGGAGUAGCGGGAGGAGUAGUAUGGGCUGUCAAGAAAUCGAUAGGGGUUGACGACAUGGAAGGUUUUACAGGAAAGACCCGGUUAAUGCUGCGUUCCUUGUUUCCCGGGCUAAGCGAGCGCAUACAUCGAGCCAUUACGCCGAGGGACAAUCCUUCUAGCGUUUCCUCCCACUCCCCCUCGUCAACCUUCGCAUCCUCAUCAUCACAUCCUCUGAAUGUAGAAGAGGAAGCGCGGGAAUGGAACGUCGUCGACUCGCAACAGCGUCUCACGGACGCGUUCGCCCAAGGAGGCAUCAUGCGAUGGGCCGAGCAAGCAGGAAGCGAGCUGGAGGCAGAGAGGGUUCUCGAGGCUAGGAAACGAGCGGUGCGGAAAGAGAAGCGCAAAGACGGUACGGAGUAAUGUGCAGACUUCCACUUUGGAGAAUGCGCUCCGAUGUCGGUGAUAUCGGCCGCUGGGAAGUACUUUGCCAUGCGGAUGCAUGACCACUGAGCGGUAUCAGUUCGAUGCACAUUUGUCACGUUUGAGCAGAAAUGUUGUUGCUGGCCAUUC
Messenger RNA from Dacryopinax primogenitus, 1017 nucleotides. RefSeq lists its product as uncharacterized. Bases 1 to 867 code for a protein of 288 amino acids. The transcript has 3 exons. The record is from RefSeq and is a predicted model, not a curated record. Lineage: Eukaryota; Fungi; Basidiomycota; Dacrymycetes; Dacrymycetales; Dacrymycetaceae.